This is a messenger RNA of Castor canadensis (American beaver), 1907 nucleotides long. NCBI's taxonomy places the organism in Eukaryota, Metazoa, Chordata, Mammalia, Rodentia, Castoridae. The record is from RefSeq and is a predicted model, not a curated record.
UGACACUAGGUCAUGGAACUAAAGGAGUAUUUGAGCUUCUAUCUGGAUGGCGGAGAACCAAAGAGAAUUUACCUUUCAAAGACAGGGUAGCAGAUGCCUAUUCUGAUGUGAUGGUCACCUAUACCAUGACCAGCUCCCUGUACCUCAUCACCUUUGGCAUGGGUGCCAGCCCAUUCACAAACAUAGAGGCUGUGAAGGUCUUCUGUCAGAACAUGUGUAUCUCUAUUCUGUUAAACUACUUCUACAUUUUCUCUUUCUUUGGCUCCUGUCUGGUCUUCGCUGGCCAACUAGAGCAAAACCGCUACCACAGCAUCUUUUGUUGUAAGAUCCCUUCUGCAGAAUACCUGGACCGCAAACCUGUAUGGUUCCAGACAGUGAUGAGUGAUGGGCAUCAACAGACAUCACACCAUGAGGCGAACCCCUACCAGCACCACUUCAUUCAGCACUUCCUCCGUGAACAUUACAAUGAGUGGGUUACCAAUAUCUAUGUGAAGCCAUUUGUUGUCAUCCUCUAUCUCAUUUACGCCUCCUUCUCCUUCAUGGGGUGCUUGCAGAUCAGUGAUGGAGCCAACAUUAUUAAUCUACUUGCCAGUGAUUCCCCAAGCGUCUCCUAUGCCAUGGUUCAGCAAAAAUAUUUCAGCAACUACAGCCCUGUGAUAGGAUUCUAUGUGUACGAGCCCCUUGAGUACUGGAACAGCAGUGUCCAAGAAGACCUACGGAGACUUUGUAGUGAAUUCACUGCAGUGUCCUGGGUGGAGCAAUACCACCAGUUUCUGAAAGUCAGCAACAUCAGUGCCAAUAACAAGAGUGACUUCAUCAGUGUCCUACAAAGCUCAUUUUUAAAAAAACCAGAAUUCCAGCAUUUUCGAAAUGAUAUCAUCUUCUCCAAGGCAGGGGAUGAAAACAAUAUCAUUGCUUCUCGCUUAUAUCUGGUGGCCAGGACUAGCAGAGACAAGCAGAAGGAAGUCAUAGAGGUGUUGGAAAAAUUGAGGCCCCUCUCCCUCUCAAAGAGCAUCCGAUUCAUCGUGUUCAACCCCUCCUUUGUGUUUAUGGACCAUUACAGUUUGUCUGUUACAGUGCCUGUUCUGAUUGCAGGCUUUGGUGUUCUCCUGGUGUUAGUCCUGACUUUUUUUCUUGUGAUCCAUCCUCUGGGAAACUUCUGGCUAAUUCUUAGUGUCACCUCAGUUGAGCUGGGCGUUCUGGGCUUAAUGACAUUAUGGAACGUCGACAUGGAUUGUAUUUCUAUCUUGUGCCUUAUCUACACUUUAAAUUUUGCCAUUGACCACUGUGCACCACUGCUUUACACAUUUGUAUUAGCAACUGAGCACACCCGAACACAAUGUAUAAAAAUCUCCCUGCAAGAGCACGGGACAGCCAUUUUGCAAAAUAUUACUUCUUUUCUUAUUGGGUUGGUCCCCCUCCUAUUUGUGCCUUCGAACCUGACCUUCACACUGUUCAAAUGCUUGCUGCUCACUGGGGGUUGCACACUUUUGCACUGUUUUGUUAUUUUACCUGUGUUCCUAACCUUUUUCCCUCCUUCCAAAAAGCACCACAAGAAAAAGAAACGCGCCAAACGAAAGGAGAGAGAGGAAAUUGGAUGCAUAGAAAUUCAAGAGAACCCUGACCAUGUCACCACAGUCUGAGGGGUGCAGACUGAUGGAUUAUUUUUCUUUUCCAGUAUUGCACAACGAUGCAGGGAGAGUAAAGCUCAGACCUCAGCUGCUUGGGCUGGCCAGGGGUAACAGGCAAGUCAGAUCAAGAGUGCAUUUCUCACGGCACAUCAAAGUGUCUGCUUCUUGGGGGGAAGAGGGAAUAAAAGGGGGUAAGUUCCUUGCAACCUUGAUCUCCACGAAAGAUAAAUUUGUGGAUGUGAUCUUAGAGCUCUUCCAAGGAAUGGAUGAAUCAAA